Molecule: messenger RNA, 4065 nt
Organism: Trichomonas vaginalis G3
Lineage: Eukaryota; Parabasalia; Trichomonadida; Trichomonadidae
Product: helicase protein
Exons: 1
Coding region: 1-4065 (1354 amino acids)
Biological process (GO): chromatin remodeling
Cellular component (GO): chromatin; nucleus
Molecular function (GO): chromatin binding; ATP binding; DNA binding
Source: RefSeq, a predicted model, not a curated record
AUGGAUAGAGAUCCGCCAAAGCCUAUUCCACCAUUUCCUUUUAAUAAUUUUCCGCCACAAAUGAAUCCAAUGAUGCAGAUGCCUAUGAUGCAGCAGCCACCAAUGCAAUUUCCGCCACCUCAACCGCAACAACCUCAAAUGAUGAACUAUGUACAGAACAUCAUGAGACAAAGGAAUAUCCCACCAUAUUAUCUUCAAGAUCCAAACUUUAGACAGAACUUCAUUCAGUCAAUUAUGCCUCAGCAAAAACCCGCGCCAUUUUAUCCAAUGCCACCACCUCAGCCAAUGAUGCAGAAAAAGAGGCCAUUCGACAGAUACGAUGAUUAUGAUGAUGAAGAAGUCGUUGAUGAUGAACCAUCCUCUGAAGAAGCACAAUUUACUGAUGAAAGCGAAGAGUCUCCAGAAGAGAACUUCUCUGAGAUGAAUGAUGACUAUGUUACAUCUGAUCCAGGCACAAGGAGAACAGCUGGACGCGAACACCAUAGCGCUCAGAAUUUCAGUGAUGAUGAUGACACUCUUGAAGAAGAAGAGUUCGUUGAAGGACCAGCCCAAGUCGAAGAGUCAAAGAUCGAGCACAUUUACGUCUCCAGAGUUGGCAAAGACGACAUUGAGUACCUUGUUCACUUCCAGGACCAGAAGGACUGCUUAUCUCAGUGGAUUCCAGAGUCCCUUCUUAUGUGCCUUGAUAACGCUAACUACCAUCUUACACGUUUCAAACAAUCUCCAGUAGAUAUUACAUCUGCUGAAGGCAAAGACAUUGUUCCGAUAGCAUACCGCAAGAACGAUAAUGUCAAUGAACUUCUUUACCGCUUCACAUUCGAUACUAAUACUCUUCUUUACUGGGAUGCCGUUGAUGAGAAAACACUUAACGACUUCAAGAACUCUAGACAUCGCGUCGAUGUUUCUGACGCUCCUCUCCCAACAGGCGACCUCCCAGAACCAACAUCAAGCAUCAUCAAUGACUCGGCCAAUCAACAGUUACGCGAGUACCAGUUACAAGGCCUUCAGUGGCUCAUCAAAUGCUGGCGCGAUGGCCAUGGCUCCAUUCUCGCUGAUGAAAUGGGUCUUGGAAAGACAAUUCAAGUCUUAUCUUUCUUAACUUACUUGAACAGAUACACAGACUGGCACGGUCCAUUCGUAAUUGCUGUUCGUACCAACACAUUCAAGCAGUGGUGCGAGGAAAUCGAGAAAUGGACAGAUUUGUCCUUCAUUCCUUACAGCUCUGGCCCAGCUCAGCGUAAGAUCAUCAGAGAAUUCCAGUUCCCAUUCCUCGACGAUAACGGUAGUCCAAUUCCAAAUACAUUCUCCUUCAACAUUUUACUUGUCAGCUACGAUGUCUUCCUCAAAGACUCAGAAUUCCUCGACCAAAUCAACUGGCAAGUCCUUGUUGUCGAUGAAGGCCACCGUAUCAAGAACUCCGAGGGCAAGAAGAACAACGCAAUGAAGAAAUUGAACGUAAAACACAGGAUUCUUCUUACAGGAACACCAGUACAAAAUACCCUUCAGGAACUUUGGACCCUCCUCAAUUUCAUUUCACCUGACCAAUUUGAGGAAAAUCCAGAAUUCCUUCAAGGUGAUAUCGAAUCUCUCGACAAAGAUACAUUGGAGUCACUUCGCAAGCGUAUUCACCCACAUCUCCUCCGUCGUACUCUCGCUAACGCCGAAAGAACAAUCGCUCCAAAGGAAGAGAAGAUUGCUUUCGUUUCUCUUUCAAAUGUCCAAAGAGAGUUGAUCAGACUUAUCCAGUUACACGGCAUGUGGCGUCUUAACGGCAUCCAAAUCGAUGAAUCUACAGUAGAUACAUCACAUGAAUCCGCAUCCAUCCAGAAAGUCUGUUGCCAUCCAUUCCUUAUCGAAGGUGCCGAAGAAUAUUACACAAAGAAGUUCAAUCUCUCAAGACUCGAACUUUUGACUCAAUUAUCUACAAAAUUCGUUUGGCUUUCUAAAGUUCUUGCAGAAUUGAAGCGCGACAACCACAAAGUACUCAUUUUCUCACAGAAAGUACAAUUACUACACAUCCUUCGCGAGUUCUGCAUGUUAUCUCAGUACAAUAACGAAUUAUUAAUCGGAGAAAUGUCCGAUAUUGAGAAAUCCGAAGCUAUUGACAGAUAUUCCAAGUCCCCAGACUCCUUUGUCUUCCUUAUUUCCACACGCGCCGGUUCAGAAGGUCUUAAUUUAACUGUUGCAGACACAGCCAUCAUUUUCGAUCCAGACUGGAACCCACAGAACGAUCUCCAAGCACAGGCAAGAGUCCACAGAAUUGGCCAGACCCAGAAAGUCGAUGUUGUCAGGCUAAUUACCUAUCAAACAUACGAACACGAGAUGUUUGUCAGAGCACAAAGAAAACUCGGUUUGUGGCUUGAUCUUUUAGGCGAAGAAGGUGCUCCUAAAGAGUACGGAACAGAGAAUACAUCACCAUUACCACCUCCUCCAUACAUUGAAUCUACAAUGAACAUCAAUCCAAACAUGAAUUUGUUGGAACAACUCAGUACAGUUGUCAACGAUUUCAGUUUGGCCAGUUUGCCGAGAUUGGAGAAACCAAUGAGUGAAGUUCCAAAUUACUCAGAUGGAACAAGUGAUGAAGCAUUCCUUGCCAAGUUCCCUGUUGUUGCCGAUGACCAGAUCACGAGACGUGUGAAACACUCCCAUUCAUACGAUGCUUUCAUUGACAGCGCAAGAGCAUACGAGAUUUGGGACGAAUUCAGACAAGUCGGAUAUGGAAAAUGGGACCAAAUGGCAGAGAAAUUCACCGGACAUUCUCCAAACCAACUCGAGAGAUUCUGUCAUUCAAUAUUAAUUCUCUGUUUCAGAGCUCUUCCGCCAAUGCAAAUGGUCACUUUCCCAUUCUUAGUCAAGAGACUCAUCCACGAUGUCAUUGACUUUUCAUUCGACAUGCUCUUGUGCUCGAGAAAAGGAAAGUGGAUCCACGCUGUAUCUGAGGAACACGAGCUUUCCAUCGAAAUCUCCGCUUGCAAGCCAUUGAAGGACACAAUUUACGACCAAGGAUACGAUUACUUGACAACAAUCGAAUCGAAACUCAUCGCGAAAACAUGGUUGACUUUCAAUGACAAGUCAAUGUUCAAUUUCGCAAAGACCGCUCCUAACUACACCCGCCGCGACAGAGAGAUCUUCGAAUCAAUCGUUGCUGACAGAUCUGAUUUCGACCCAUUCGAUGACAGAGUGGUCGCUUUCAUUAAUUUGAUGAAAAGUGACAUCAUUGCAGGUGGUCGUAUCUUUGCUGCCCAACAGUUUGAUUACUGGACACAGCCUGAGUACCAACAGGUUAUUAACAUGAUGAAGAACUUCACGUUCUCAUUUGAGAAUCCAAUUGACAUGCAUCAGAAGACAGGAUUAGUUUCAAAGACAACUGAACAAGUCAUUAUCUUUGUAACUAAUUUACUCAACAUCGUCAGCAAGCCUGUGAAGAAACUUCCAUGGCCAAUUGGUCCAUCAUUCACUCUGUUCGAUAGAGCACCAGAAGAAAUCAAGUCAUCGAAGGGAGCAACGACAUGGACAAGUAUAACAAAGAAGGAUUAUACUGAAAUUGUCGAAAGAUCGAAUUGUUUGAGACUCAUCAAACAAAGACUUGAAAGACUUGGCCAGUUCCCAGAAACAACAACAUGGUCUAACUACCACACAAGGAUUCUCUUCAAUAACAUCUUGAAGUUCGGUUUCGAUGCAAUGACAUCAAUUCUUUUGGACAAGAAGAUCGGAUUAGUCAGGAUGUUGAACAAACACGACAAGAGAUUCGUCGAAGGAAAACUCAAACAGAGAAUCCACGAACCAGGAGCUCCUCCAGAUUUCGUCCUUACACAGGAAGAACUCAUGAGAUUCAUGAGAGUAGAAGACUGCGACUCAAAGUUCGACCAGUUCAAGAUGAUGAACUACACAUUCGUCCCGCCAGAACAACACGUGGAAUGGAACUGGGAAGCUGCUGAGGAAGAAGAGUCUGAGUACUUACCAGAUGAACUCGAUAUGCAGCCACAGAUGCUACGUAAGAUAAGAAGAGAAGAGGAUGAAGAAGAAGGUGCUUUCAAUCCUCAUUUGUUGAGUGAUGAUGAAUAA